AGCCGAACUGAGCCGAACUGAGCCGAGUGGAGCCGAAGCGAAGCGAGGCGACGACGCUGUCUGAGCGUCGGCUCUGCUUCUCUUUCGAUUUGAGGGAGAAAAUGGAGAAACACUGCAUGAGCUCGCAAGUCAAAGGAGUGAGCACCGGGACCACCAUCCUGGCCGCCUUGUUUGACGGAGGAGUGGUGAUCGGAUCAGAUUCCCGGGCGUCCAUCGGAGGAGAAUAUGUGUCGUCUAAGACCAUCAACAAAGUGAUUCAGGUUCACGACCGGAUCUUCUGCUGCAUGUCUGGCUCUCUGGCAGACGCUCAGGCCGUCACCAAAGCUGCCAAGUUCCACCUCUCCUUUCACAGCGUGCAGAUGGAGAAGCCUCCUCUGGUGGUCGCAGCGGCCACGGUGAUGAAAGAGCUGUGCUUCAAAAACAAGGACGAGCUGGAGGCCGGAUUCAUCACAGCCGGCUGGGACAGGAAGAAAGGCCCGCAGGUGUACGUCGUGGCCAUCGGAGGAAUGUUGAUCAGCCAGCCAGUCAUGAUCGCUGGAUCAGGAAGCACGUACAUCUACGGCUACGUGGACGCCAAAUACAGACCCAACAUGAGCAAAGAAGAAUGUUUACAGUUCGCCACGAACGCUCUGGCGCUGGCGAUGGGCAGAGACAACGUGAGCGGCGGUGUAGCCAACCUGGUGGUGGUGUCAGAGUCGGGGGUGGAGCACACGGUGAUCCCUGGUGACAAACUGCCCCAGUUCCAUGACGACUGACGGCCUCCAGGAUGGACUCCCUCACAUUCUCUACAUUACCCUCUCUAAUGCGUUAUGUGAUGCAGAGUCCAUUCAGACUCUUCAGUAACAUCACUCGAUGAACUUGUAGAAUUUUGUUAAGAAAAUAAAUAAAAAUGUUGAAUUUU
Molecule: messenger RNA, 901 nt
Organism: Salarias fasciatus (jewelled blenny)
Lineage: Eukaryota; Metazoa; Chordata; Actinopteri; Blenniiformes; Blenniidae
Gene: psmb12
Product: proteasome 20S subunit beta 12
Exons: 6
Coding region: 102-755 (217 amino acids)
Cellular component (GO): cytoplasm; proteasome core complex
Molecular function (GO): threonine-type endopeptidase activity
Source: RefSeq, a predicted model, not a curated record